AUGGCUCUGAAGCAGCAGCAGCAGCAGCAGCAGAGCUUUGAAACGUCUUUGAUGAACUCGUAUUCACAGACCUUGCCUUUGAAUUCGACUCAAAUUCAUGGAUCGAUACGGCGAUUAAGAUUUACCAUCGAUCAUAAUAACACCUUUAAUCAGGGAAUCCGGCAGGAUAGAUUAAUGAAACAUUUGCGAAAUAACCAUAAAAUGGCGAGCCUGGAAUCGUCGAUUGACGAAACGAAUACAGUGGACAUUGAGGAGGAAGCUCUGGCAGGAUUGCGCGCAUUGGAAAAUGCUUUGGAUCGGAGAAUCGAAGUUAGAACUUCUCUAAUUAAAUUAGUACCGGAAAAUGAAACGAAUCGUGAAAACGGGCUCCUCGACGUGGACGGCGUCAUUACGGACGAGAAGAUUCUUGCAAUUUUGGAGGAGUCCGUAAGCGAUAUAAUCAACACAGAAGAAAACGAAUCCGUUGCGUUCGGGGGAUCUCACGAAGCCUCGACGCUACGCAACGAAUUGCCGACUGAUACGAGCGCCAGCGCGUUGGUCAAUGCCCAGAAUUUCGAUACUGUAAAUUUGAAUAGUCGCGACGACGGGUCUUUCUACUCGUUGCCGUCGUGCUGUUCAAUUUUCGACGGUAUCGUUUCAACGGAAUCGUUGAAACAGGCUGAAAGAGUUAUCGCUGAUUUGGAAGCAAAUGGGCCAGCGGGUUUAGUCCAUUUGAGCUCGUUGAGCGCUACCAUACAAAAGCCGAUCAGAGUUUGGAUGUCGGACAGUGAAAAUAGCCGAAAGGUCGGAAAAACGAGAACGGCGGUUGAACCUAUUAAUAUAGAAUAUCACGAGCCGGGUCCGGAUGAUAUUCAAGGCCAUUGGACCUUGAGAGGAAACGUCGAACCUCGUGAUAACGAAGCAAGUUCGUUAAACGACUGUCUCUUCAGUGUGGUUGCCGACCAAAUCGGUCAUGUUGUUGCGCCCGAAUUAAGAAAAAAAACGAUCGCGCAUAUGCGCCAACACUCGCGAUCCCUCGCUCAUCGUAUCAAAACGAUUGCAAAAAAAGAAAAAUGCGAACGAAUAGCUCUCCUCGUUGGUGGUGCGCGUUACAACGGUACAAGACCGCAAGAUGCGAAAAGGAUAAUCGAUGCUUCGCAGCAGGGUCGUUGCCAUCCCGGUGGGUUAUCCGGACACCCGCGUGGCCAUGCCUCGCAUCCUGCAGCCACGGGACCGACGGAAAGCGUCGAAAAUUACUCCCGUGGCAGUUGGAAAAGCGGCUUCCUUUCGCGCCAAGACCAGGACGCCGUCGGACAUUUGGUAUUACAAAGCCAACAGGCUCAAAGCGCGAUGGAUAAGCUCAAUGCGGGGUCGGAAAACAUCGCUAUUCGCGUUGACUCGUCGGAACUCGAGCCCGGCGCACUUCCCGAAGCCGCUGAAUGGGUCGAUGGCCAACCAACAGGUCCGACUCGAGCUUUCAGGCAGCUUGUCAUGGUGCUCCGGCAUCAUGCUGGAAAAAAAAAUGAUCCCGACGCAGAUGUUUUCGUCCAUACUUUUUAUCCUGUCGUUAAAUAA
Messenger RNA from Venturia canescens, 1554 nucleotides. RefSeq lists its product as uncharacterized. NCBI's taxonomy places the organism in Eukaryota, Metazoa, Arthropoda, Insecta, Hymenoptera, Ichneumonidae. The coding region runs from base 1 to 1554 and encodes 517 amino acids. The record is from RefSeq and is a predicted model, not a curated record. The transcript is spliced from 3 exons.